This is a messenger RNA of Symbiodinium natans, 1669 nucleotides long. The record is from the annotation of a GenBank genome assembly. NCBI's taxonomy places the organism in Eukaryota, Dinophyceae, Suessiales, Symbiodiniaceae.
AUGUAUUUCUUUCUUUCUUAUUUUAUUUCUUUCUUUCCGUUCUGUCCCUUCGUUCCUUCGUUCUUUCGUUCCUUCGUUCCUUUCUUCCUUUCUUUCUUUUGUUAUUUGUUUAUUCCCCACAGGAAAUCAUUGGUGUGUCAUGUGUUUUGUAUUUAUGAUGAGCUUCAAGAAGUCCAUCUGAGGAAGUUGCCAUCACCGGGUGACUGGAGCAGCAUCCCGAAGAACACGCUGAAGGCGUUGUUGCGGAAGGGCGUGCCCCACGAGCACCGGCCAGAGCUUUGGUGGAGCAUCCUAGGCUGCGAAGCUGAGCGACUUCGAUCGCCCGUUUCUUUCCAGCAAUACCUGGAGGAGCCAGUGGAGACUGAGACUGCUGAGACCAUCGAGCGCGAUUUGCCACGAACGUUUCCGACUCACCAGAAAUUCCGCUGCGCGGCAGGCAGGGCAGAACUUCGUAACGUGCUGCGGGCAUUUUCCCGGCGCUGUCCAGCCGUGCGCUACUGUCAGGGAAUGAACUUCAUCGCCGCCCUCCUCUUGGUAGUUUCUCAAGACGAAGAGCGUGCCUUUUGGAUGUUUGUUUGCGCUUUCGAUGCGCUUGGCGUGGAAGGGUACUACACUGAAGGAAUGACACUCCUUCGUGCUGAUAUGCAAGUGCUAGCUUCCUGCAUGCAGGCCAAAUGCGCCAAGGUUUCCAGGACAUUGAAUCAGUUUAAUGUCGAUCUCCUGGCAAUUUGUUCCGAAUGGUAUAUCACAUGGUUUGCAAAAAGCUUGCCUGUGUCCACCGUCCUUCGGGUAUGGGACGCACUCUUUUUCGAGGGCUUCAAGGUCCUCUUCCGUGUGUCCAUGGGUAUCUUCAAGCAGAUCGAGCAGGAAGUGCUCAAAAGUGACGGCUUUGAUGCCAUCAUGCAGCAAGCGAAGUGCUGGCCAAGGAGCAUCGUGGAACACAACGAGCUCAUGAAGGCCAGCUUCCAAGGACUGCCAUACUUUAAGAGGCAACAGCUGCGAAAGGCCAGGGAGCAGGCGUUGUGCCGGAUCGAGAAGGAGGACCAGGACCGCGUUCGCAUCGGAGACUUCGGCAUUGCCUGCGCAGUCAAGGCUCCCCAUAAGGCGGUCCUUGAAGGCAAUGUGGUGGGAACGCCCUACUACAUGAGUCCUGAAACCUGCUCCAUGGGACUUCAUUCCUAUGCCAGUGAUGUGUGGGCCAUGGGCUGCGUUCUCUACGAGCUGUCAGCUUUGAAGCUCCCAUAUUACGGCGACACUCUGGAGGAGCUCAUGGCCGAGAUCACAAGGAAGGCCGCCCCGCGCUUUCCCAUCACUUACUCUGCAGAGCUGGCCCAGAUCUAUGCGGCCGUCUUGUCGCACAACCGCAACAAGAGGCCCUCAGCGAGCGACGUCUUGUUCAUGCAGCCCUUGCACCAGACCCUUGAAGCGUUACUUCAGGAGUCACAGAAGGCAAAGAAGGAGAAGAUACCCACACGACCUGCUUCUGCACCUCCCGAGAAGAAGACGAGGGCCGCCGCUUCAGAGGCUAUGCAGGCAGCCGAGGGAGACACCAUUUACCCUUCCCUGGACGCAGCGCCGGAUGAGGGUGAUGCGGCGCAAAUGCCUGGCACUGCGGCACCGUUCCGCAGGCUCCAGGAGCUGCGGCGCAACGCCGGCACACCUUUGCCAG